UGAUAUCGCGUCCAACAAGUUUUCAGGAUUCUUGCCUUCCGCCAUUGGGAAGCUCUCCCGGCUCACUUUCCUGACGGUGUCUCAUAAUCGACUGGAAGGCAAUGUUCCCAAGACCAUCUCCUCCCUCACCAACCUCCAGAAGCUGAGUAUGUUCAACAACUCGUUCUCGGGUGACAUCCCUCCUGCCAUCUAUGGACUCAAGGCGCUCAACUUGCUGGAGCUAGGGCGCAACUACUUCACAGGGUCCUUCCCCUCGCAGUUCGGAGACCUGGUUAACCUCCAGUACUUGGAGGCGAGCUACAUGGGUCUGACAGGCGAGCUGCACUCGAGCCUGGGCAACUUGAAGAAUCUUCAAACGCUCGCUGUGCGUGAGAACGCCCUUCAAGGCAGCAUCCCUGCCAUUCUGGGUCGCCUCGGCGGUUUCACCGUCAUUCAGCUAGGCGGUAAUCAGCUCACCGGCUCCAUCCCUGCUUCCUUCUCCAACCUCGUCAACCUGCAAGGCUUCUACAUGUGGAAUAAUCAGCUGAAUGGGUCAAUGGAUGUGAUCACCAGAUUUACCGCUGUGGAGCAGAUAGCCAUUCAGUACAACCAGUUUACGGGGUCCAUUCCCACAGCCAUUGGGCUGCUGCAGUCACUCAACCACUUUGACGUAUCGAGCAACAAGCUAACGGGUGAAAUACCGACAACAGUACGCAGCCUCAUCAACCUCACCACCUUCAAUGUGUCGCACAACAAUCUCACCGGCUACUUACCUGCCUCCAUGUUCGCCCUCUCCAAGCUCACAAAAAUUGACGUCACACAAGACUCCCCAGGGCUGGUGACAUGCCCGCCAAUUGACGCGGUGGAGUGUGCAGCAGUGACAAGCACUGACGUUGGGGCUUACUGCUUGAUCUGUUCCGACUUCUGCAUCAAAUGCCCCUUUCUGA
Messenger RNA from Closterium sp. NIES-65, 926 nucleotides. The record is from the annotation of a GenBank genome assembly. NCBI's taxonomy places the organism in Eukaryota, Viridiplantae, Streptophyta, Zygnematophyceae, Desmidiales, Closteriaceae.